Molecule: messenger RNA, 1983 nt
Organism: Saprolegnia parasitica CBS 223.65
Lineage: Eukaryota; Oomycota; Saprolegniomycetes; Saprolegniales; Saprolegniaceae
Exons: 2
Coding region: 40-1917 (625 amino acids)
Source: RefSeq, a predicted model, not a curated record
CACGUGUUACGCCUUUCUUCAUCACAAUCGGAGGCGGCGAUGGGGCAGUCGCUGGCCAAGGCCGUGGACGAGAAGGGCAAGCGGGUCAAGAACCCGACGUGGAGCGGAUGGCUGCACAUCUACAAGAACGGGCUGCUCAAGCGCGGCUACAAGCGCCGCUUCUGUCGCCUCGACCGCGACCGCCUCUACUACUUCACGGACGAGCGUCCCAAGCACACGUCGAAAGGCUGCAUCCACCUCCACGACGUCGUGGGCAUCGCGGCGCUGCCAUCGUACUCGGCGGCGGGCGACGACACGACGCUGCAGCUGCCCGUCGCGCUCGUGACGCCGGCGCUGGUCCACAUGCUGGUCUUUGAAGCGGCCGACGCCAAGGCGUCGUUCGAGCGCGCGCUGGGCGCCAACGUUCCGCGGUCGAUGAUCGUGGCCGAGGACUGGUCCAUCGUGCAGCUCGAGCACGGCCAGAGCAAGGAGUCGCCGUAUGUGCGCUAUUACAUUGUGUUUCUAACGUCCGGGGACCUCCUCUUCUUCACGGACGGCAACUGCCGCCUCCUCGAAGCCCGCGUGCGCAUGCUGGACCUCGAGAACGUUCUCGUCGCGUACGACUCGGCGGCCGGGAACGGCGUCGUGCUCUCACCGCGCAGCCAAGCGCGGGCGGCGGCCUCGCUCGCGAGUCCGUCGAUCCAGCUGGUGGUGCACGCCAAGGUCAUCAGCCUCGAGUUUGACGCCAAGACGCAGUACGAACUCUGGCGGGAGCUCCUCGUGGACGCCGCCGCAGGCGACUACUACGGCCGCGCGUUUCUCCAGCGACGGCUCCAGGACGAGCAGCGAAAAAAGUACCAGCGCCAAGCCAAGCUCGACGAUAUGCUCAAGAAGACCAAGAAGAAGAUCUCGAGGCAUAAGAAGCAGCACCUCAAGGACCCGCGCGUCUCGGUCAGCGACGUGACGUACGACGGCGACGACCUCUCGGAGGUCUCAACCUUGUCCCACGCGUCGUACGAGUCGGCGCUCUCGUCGACGCGGUCGAGGACCUCCAAGUCGGCGGGGUUUCCAGACGCAGAGAGGCCUGCGAUGCAAAAGAAAUCGAAAAAGGCCGCGACAACCGCCGCCGACGCCAGCGAGGCAAAGCCCAAGACGACCAAGAAGCGGCGGGACGAGGCGCUGGGAGAGGAGGGCAAGACGCCGCAGCUGCCGCCGGCGGCCGACGAGAGCACCCGUCCCCUGAAGCCCCGGAAAAAGAGCAAGAAACCCAAGGGUGUGGUGCUGGACGCAGAGACUAGUGUCGUGAUCGCGCCCGUGUCCGAGCCGACGCCGCCAUCAGCCCCGACACCGUCCGUGCUCGCAGCACCAGCCACCGCGCUCGUACCCAAGAAGAAUUUGAACCGGGUCCGCGAAGACAUUUUUGCGAGUCCGGUCACGAGUCCGACGUUUGCCGAGAAGAAGCAAGCGCUGCUGCGACGUCUCCAGCCCGACUACUCGCCGCUGUCGCCCAAGGUCAAGGUUGAGACGACGCAGUUUGUGCCCGAGCCCGUGUCGGCGCCCCGCACGCGCCGUCGCCAGCGGUCCGUGACGUCGUCGUCGUCGAUCAAGCACUUUGCCUCGCGCCGCGAGCUGCUUCAAAUGGACUUUGAAAAGCUCUGCGCACGCAUGCAGUCGUCUGCGAACGGCCGGUCGACGAAGCAGGCGCGCCGCCUCGAGAGACAGAUCCAGGCGUGCGCCCAGGCCAUCGAUACGCUUGGCGGCCUCGUGCUCUUCCCCCCCACAGACGAAGCUCUUCUCCCGCCAAUCCUCCCGAUGCUCGCGUCCUUGGAGCUCAGCGACUUGCCGAAAAGCACGGUGGAUGUCCAAGGCAACUGGUUCACGACCGAGCAGAGAGGCGGCGUCCGUGUCCGGCACUGGCAACGGCGCCACGCGACUUAAGAGACGGUGGCCUAUUUAAUUCGUGUAGUACAAGCGUUGUGACGCGUAUCGCUUUCGCAAGGACGA